AUGUCAAUGCAAUCAUCAAUCCUGCCAAGCAAACCCGAAAUCCGUGAGCUCGCUAAAAUCCUCCGUAAAAAUGGCGACCAAGUACUCAGUGGUUCCAGCAAAUUAUCACUCUCCACAAAACUUCUCCACGAUCUAAACGACGCGUUUUCUCUGAUCGUCGACGACACCAAAGAACUCGAGAGUUCGUUCCAAGUUUGCAACAACUCCGAAAUCGAGAUAUUCCGUGACUUAAAAUUCCUCCACGACUUUGUCCAAAAGACAAUAUGGCUGAAAAUAGUGAACACAAGCGAUCCAGUGACUGUUGACAUAACAAAAUUUCGUCACUUGCGCUACCUGGAGUUGCAAAAAGUUUUCAUAGAUAACGUUAGAGGUAUCCAGGGAAUCAGGGGCCAAUUGGAGAGCAUAUGCUGUACCGGUAACGGCGGGGUCGGUACAGUAGGUCGCCUUCUGAGCUCCUGCGGUGGUGACGCUGGCGUCGGGUUUGUCUGGGCGUCUCUUAACCGUCUUUCACUGCCGUACAAUAAUCUCGGUCGCCUGGACAAAUCUUUGGAAUUAGCACCGUGGCUCUCGACGAUCGACUUGUCCCAUAAUUUUAUCAGCGCUGCUAAUGAAUUAGACUGUCUCCCAAACCUUAAAUACGUAAACUUAAGCUACAAUAAACUAGAAUCGAUUCCUUUUUUCAACCGAUCUUCGUAUCGGACGAUAACGAUAAUAAUCCUGAAGAACAAUUACAUUGAUGACUUAACCGGGUUAGAAAAUUUGGAUUGUCUUUCAGAAUUGGACAUUUCUUAUAAUUGUCUGCUGAAUCACUCAGUUUUAUGGCCGCUGUCUUCAAUCACGACCCUGCUGUGGCUAAACUUGGUCGGUAACCCUCUGUUUUACCAUGACAAGCAUCGUUCUUGCACCCUCCGGUACUUGCACGCAGCUCUAGCAGAAAAUAAGUUCACACUGGACCUUGUUCCGCUCAGCAAGUCUGAAAAGAACCAAGUAAGUGACAACAGAGCUUAUACAAUCCGAGGGAAAGUUAAAUUAAGUGAACGAGUGUGUUUGCCAGCGGAAAUUGACUGUGUCGCGGAAAUAGUCUGUGUGCCGGAAAACGACAAGAGAAGAAGGACUGUCGUUAAAGAAGUUGACAUUGAUGAUCUUAGCGAUGAGUUUGAGGUUCUUGGAAUCGAGGAAACUCUUGGGAAAGGAAAAGGAAGGAAAAAUGACCGGGAAAGUGUUUUGGAAACUUCGAUGGAACAUUUGGAGACCAAGAAAAAGAUUUUGGAAUUAAGGGAAAAGUUUGGCGGUGAUUGGUUGAGGAGUCACGCAGGUUCCGUUGUUCAGGAUAUCAUGGGGCUUGAUAAACAUCCUGUUGCGUCCGUUCCGAGGAACCUUGAUGAUCUGGAAGGUCUGGAUGGGUCGGAGAACGGACAAAUUGUUGAAGAUCAAAGAUCUCAACAAGAUGAGCAGCAAAAUAGCGGUCAGGUUGAAGAAGAACAGAAGGAACUGGAGAUCGAGUUCGAGGAACCGAGUAAUAAUAUAGUGGAACUGAAGGAAGAAAUUUAUGAUCCUGAAGAAGAAACUGGUGAUUUGUUUCUGGUGAGUCAGAAAAAUCCUGAUGAAGAGGUAUUUUUGGUUAUUACUGAUGAAUAUGUUAUUGAACGAGAUUCAAUAACGGGGAAAAUAAAGUAUCGGUGGUCAAUGGACACUGUUCUGUCGUGUAUAAUGGGCCGCGGUGAGACCACGAGCGUUGAUUUUAUCUUCGACACAACGAGGCGCGAUCGUCAGUCGAGGAUGUACUACGUUGAUGGAGAAGAUGCUCUUAAAAUAGUGAGACUGAUGGCAGGGAAAAUUAAGAAGCGAGCUAUUGUGUUGAAAGUAUUCAAGUGCAUGAAGUGCUCGACGCAUUUUUCUCAAGACCCAGAUUAUAUUGUUGGGGUCGGGAUGAUGGACAUGAAACCUUGUUGUCCGGCUUGCAAGAGCUCGUUGGUAAUCCAGACUGAUGAGUUGACUACUCCAGAUGACAAACCUGAUGAAAAUGGUAAUGGUACAGAAGACGGUGAUAAUGUCAGUUUCAAGCUGAGUUCUACGACGGAAAUUGAAAAUGUCACGAGUAUGGAUCUGAGGCACUCCGAGUCGCAGUCGAGUAUUGGUGGAAUUGAGGAUGGAUCUUUAUCAAUUACCACUUCUUUGGUGUGUACCAAGUCUCAAAACCAGCCUCAAGUUCGCUGUUCAGCGACAAGUCUCGAAGAUUCGCGUGAAUCAACGCCAUCUACCGGGACAGUAAUGAAAAAGUACGAGAGUGACAUUGAAAUAUUGAGCAACCCAAGUCAAAGUAGUAUUGAAGUAUUAGAUGACGGAACUAAAUCAAGCACAACGCCCAAUCGGAAACGAUCAUCCGAAGAGCGUCGUAUUGCGAUAGCGCCAUCAUUAUUAACAAUUCCGGAUGCAACUCCUGUUAUGGCGGGUCUAACGGAAAGUAGUUCAUCAGGUUCUAUGACUGACAGUGUUUGUACCACAUACGAAAAUAAGCAUAAGACGCCAACGAAACUCACAGGAAAGAAUUCAAACGACUUGGAAAUUCAACCCGGAAGCUUAGGAAGCAUCAAAGAAUCUCCGUUUACACCAGUGUCCAACCUGACAUCAAUGCUAGGUGGCCUGUUAAGUAGUAUAAAAAUAGGUGCCAAGAACUCGACGUUGAAAUUGGACGAACCGGAGUACUUGAGCACAGACAUACAAUAUUCCUUUACUAAUUUUACUAGUGUAGAUCAUCGUAUAAAGUUGCACUUGAUAUUAAACGUGUUUGAGUUAGAAAAUGAAGAGCUUGUUUUGUUUUUACGGUCUGAAAUUCUACUGCAAAAUCAAUUAGUUCCAUUUGCGGGGUGUUUGGUUCUAUCGACAUCAAAAAUUUACAUUCUCAAAAUCGUCGGAGUUGAAGGGGAAGAUCCGUCGCGUUGGUUGCACAAAGAAAUUUCCUGGACGAUGGACCGCGUCCGUACAUUCGUGCCGUUGCCUUUCAAACAGGGUAUCAUGAUUGAAUUAGAAAACACGUUGACAAAUCGGUUAAAUAACAGCAGCGUCGCGGAUCAGGAUAAUGUCAACAAUAACCUACAUUUGUUGUGCAUUCUGCAAGACUUUCAAUGGACAUCAAACUUGAUGUUCUACUUAACGGAUUUGCCGUUGCCAACCAGCUGUGAAGUUGAGUUUGCAAUUGAUGAGAAUUCUACCGCGUUGAUGCAUCAACUUAUGACUGAUUCUAAGUAUAGGAGAGAUAAUGACGCGGUAAGAAUUUUCGCGAUCUUUUCAUUUGCGAGCUUAAAUAUAGGUGAAAGGACUGUCCAGGUCAACAUGGCGGGACUGUUAGUUACUACUUCCUCGAUAAUUGUUACGGAAGAUAAACUGCAUUGGAUGUUACCUGAAACGAAUGAGGAACCGAUCAAAUUGACUGAGCAAUCAAUAAGCAAUCUCAUUGAAGUGAUAUCAGACGAAUGCACAUUAGGCUUAAGUUUCCUCGAUGAAGUAGCUGGCAUCGAAGAACUCUGGACAUUCAAGUUUGUAUCGACCGAAGCGGCAAAUGCUGUAAUCAACGCGAUCCAACCCCCAUGGGAGGAAUUGUUCUCAGUGCCCUUGCAAAUAACAACAAAGACACCUGCUGAUGUAAUCACUUAGAAUUCGACAAAGAAAAUAAUAAAUACUAUUAAAUUGCCUUACGUGAAAUCGAAUUAUUAAAAUACUCUUUUUUUUUACAUAACACUAUCAUUUUUAUGAACUCUUAUAUACUAGCCUUGAAAUAAUUAAUAAAUUAAUUAAUUAAUACAUACGAAUGUUAUAGAUACAUAAAUAUACAAAUGAUAUUUUUGUAUCGGUUGAUAGAAAUAAUUAAGCAAUCAUUAAGUUAGAGUGUAAUUAAUAAUUAUAUUUGUAAAGUAAAAUGUGCUAAACAAAUUCGAACCUGUGAUAAAUAAUAUUAUCUUGUAAAUUAUGAUUAAUAAAACAAUAUAGAUAAAU
Molecule: messenger RNA, 3993 nt
Organism: Cotesia glomerata
Lineage: Eukaryota; Metazoa; Arthropoda; Insecta; Hymenoptera; Braconidae
Product: serine/threonine-protein kinase 11-interacting protein
Exons: 7
Coding region: 1-3654 (1217 amino acids)
Cellular component (GO): cytoplasm
Molecular function (GO): protein binding
Source: RefSeq, a predicted model, not a curated record